Messenger RNA from Uranotaenia lowii, 1364 nucleotides. Its product is annotated as 5'-AMP-activated protein kinase subunit beta-1-like. The transcript is spliced from 4 exons. The record is from RefSeq and is a predicted model, not a curated record. Gene Ontology annotation, molecular function: protein kinase binding. Lineage: Eukaryota; Metazoa; Arthropoda; Insecta; Diptera; Culicidae. Gene Ontology annotation, cellular component: nucleotide-activated protein kinase complex; nucleus; cytoplasm. Gene Ontology annotation, biological process: signal transduction. The coding region runs from base 138 to 986 and encodes 282 amino acids.
CUCUCAUUCAUUCAUCCUUUUUCUUUUGUAUUCGUUCGUUUUAGGGAACCAAUCAAAAUAAAGUUCACGAACAACGAAAUAAAAGAUUUUUGCAGCAAAAAACACUUUUCAAGCACGUCCACACCGCUUAAGACGCAAUGGGAAAUGCAGGAAGUAAUCUACCUCGAGAACGUCACAAGUCCGAUUCGCACGACCCAAUUCCGGGAUCUCCUCUCAAGGACGGGCAGGCGUUUGUGUUCGACAAGAAACCGGACCCCCAUCAUCGGCUACCGUUUCAACGCAGCGAAGAGGACGAACCGUUUUCGUACUCCAAGUCGGUUCCGGAACCGGAAUUCAUUAGGGAACACCGCAAGCGCUCCAAUACCGUAUCCGAUGAUUCGGGUUUGCCCCUGGGGGAUGAGGAAGAUGGACUUAAGUCCGCUUUGCCGACCGUCUUCAAGUGGGAAGGUGGCGGCCAACAGGUCUACAUCAGUGGAACGUUUUCCGAAUGGAAGGCACUGCCCAUGGUUAAAAGUCAUGGGGACUUUGUGACUAUUAUCGAUCUACCAGAAGGGGACCAUCAGUACAAGUUCUGCGUCGAUGGCGAAUGGAAGCACGAUCCCAGACUGAAAAACAUCGAAAACGACGUUGGUACCAAGAAUAAUCUGGUUUCGGUGCGCCAGUCGGACUUUGAGGUUUUCCAAGCGCUGGCCAAGGACAGCGAGGACACCGGUAAGGAUCAGGCCAAAGAGUACAGUCAGGACAUUCCGACGAGCAAACCCUGGGGCAAGGAAUCAGGUCCACCGGUGCUGCCACCGCACCUGCUGCAGGUUAUUCUGAACAAGGAUACACCCCUAUCGUGUGAACCGACGCUACUCCCAGAGCCGAACCACGUGAUGUUGAAUCAUCUGUACGCGCUGUCGAUCAAGGACGGUGUCAUGGUUCUCAGUGCCACCCAUCGUUACCGGAAGAAGUACGUUACGACGCUGUUGUAUAAACCGAUCUAGGAUGUUCUCUCCGCAACUAACCCAUGGGUAUUCUUUUCGGUUGAACCUUACGACAUGAAUAUUUUUUUCCUAUUAUUAUGUUUAGAAUUGAACAGGAUACGAAUGCCUCUGUAGUGUGAUGUUUAAUUUCUAUCGUGAUCAUAAACGAAAAAAAACUUUAUUUUAAUCUACAACAUAGGUAGUGAUGUGAAAAUAAAAUAUGGAACGUUGAACCAAAUUAUCAAUACGGUCCCAGAAAAUUGCUGACAUAAUUUGGUGUUUCUCCUAUAUCUUGCUCGUAUAUUACAUAUUCGAUUUGAAAAAUAUUCUUAAACAAAUGAAUGUAAAUAGCAAUAAACCGCUGAAUAGAAUUGUAUUAAUAAAGUUGUUUUGUCUUUA